Messenger RNA from Colletotrichum truncatum, 912 nucleotides. Its product is annotated as protein transporter sec-13. The record is from RefSeq and is a predicted model, not a curated record. Gene Ontology annotation, biological process: COPII-coated vesicle budding; positive regulation of TOR signaling; protein import into nucleus. Gene Ontology annotation, molecular function: protein binding; structural molecule activity. Lineage: Eukaryota; Fungi; Ascomycota; Sordariomycetes; Glomerellales; Glomerellaceae. Gene Ontology annotation, cellular component: COPII vesicle coat; nuclear pore outer ring.
AUGGCCUCCGCGCAGGUUAUUUCGAAUUCCGGCCACGACGAUAUGAUCCACGAUGCCGUACUCGACUACUAUGGCCGCCGACUUGCGACAUGUUCAAGCGACCGAACGAUCAAGAUAUUUGAGAUUGAGGGGGAAUCUCAGCGACUUCUAGAAACUCUCAAAGGCCACGACGGUGCAGUCUGGUGCGUUUCGUGGGCGCACCCCAAAUACGGCAAUAUUCUGGCAUCAGCCGGUUAUGACGGCAAGGUAUUCAUCUGGAGAGAGCAAAACAACCAGUGGCAGAAGAUUUUCGACUUUGCACUGCACAAGGCUUCUGUAAACAUUGUCUCUUGGUCACCACACGAGUCUGGCUGUUUACUUGCUUGCGCCUCCUCUGAUGGCAACGUCAGCGUCCUUGAGUUUCGCGAUAACAGCUUCGACCACGUCACUUUUCCGGCUCACGGGUUGGGCGUUAAUUCUGUUUCUUGGGCUCCGGCAACGGCACCAGGCAGUAUCGUAAGCAGCUCUCCAGGUCCUGGCUCUGCAGGUGUGAGACGGUUUGUCACGGGUGGUUGUGACAACCUGUUGAAAGUCUGGGUAUUCGAUGCGUCUUCACAAUCAUACAAACAGGAGCAUGAGCCGCUUGCAGGCCACACAGAUUGGGUCCGAGAUGUUGCGUGGUCACCGACUGUCCUGCAGAAGUCUUACAUCGCUUCGGCCUCCCAGGACAAGACUGUUCGUAUAUGGACCUCCGACUCAUCAGGUACGGGGCAGUGGAAUUGCAAGAUUCUCCAUUUUGAUGCACCUAUCUGGCGCGUGAGCUGGUCGCUGAGCGGAAAUGUUCUGGCUGUGAGCGGAGGCGACAACAAAGUUUCGUUGUGGAAAGAGAACCUCAGAGGUGAAUGGGAAUGUGUCAAAAGUAUUGAGGAGUAA